AUGUCUUCGCUACGUCCGGUGUCUCCAGAACCCGUCUCCGGGGACGAAAUCCCGAUAGGAAUACCGGUGACUCCCUCAUCCAACAGACUAAGUCUCAAAGUCGUGCGGACUCUAGCUGUGUUCCAGAAGUACUCUACUAUUCCAAUGGGCCUCUUUACAGUGGUGCAUCUGUCAGGCGUCGUUCUUGCUCCACCUAUUGCUGGAGUUGAUGUUGCCGAACAGGUGAUAUCCAUGGGCCGUGAACUAUACCAAACGGGAUAUUCAGAAGCUAUUCUGCUUGCGUCUGCUUGUGUCCAUGUCCUGAGUGGCAUAGCUCUGCAAUUCGCCAAAAAAUGGGACAACUAUGUGAAGUACGGCAGGUUGCGCAAGAAAACGUCUCCGACAAGUUUGUCCGCGAAAGAAGCGGAGAUUGAUAAGAGCAGCGGGCUUGGAGGAAUCACAUAUUUACUGGGUCUCGGACCUAGACCUUCGUUAAGCUUCAGGAUGCUAGGACUGACGCCUCUGCGGUUCUCUGGCUAUUUAUUACUUCCAUUGAUGACGCUACACGUUUUUCACCAACGAAUUGGGCCCUUAGCAGUCGAUGGAGACUCGUCCAUGGUGGAUCUAUCCUACAUUGCUUGGGCCGUCGCACAAAGCCCGUUCAUUAGAGCCACGGGACUCCUUACCUUGGUGGGGGUAACAUCUUACCACAUUCUCGCUGGAACACUGCAUUAUCUGCGGUGGUUUAGUCGAAGAGCCCGCAAGAAUGCUUCGCUGCCUAUGUGAGCCAUUUUGGCAUCUAAUUUAUGAAUAUUUACAAUAUUAACUCGAACAAGCGUCGCAAGUCUCUGGAUCUCCAACCUUGCAAGCAAGAACAUUAUCUUUGUCAUAGAUGUUGUAAUUUUCGGCAACCUCGCUCCCGUUCGAUUUGCGUCUUUUGGUAGUAUCCUCAGACUCUGGGAUACUUCUUUUGAAUCCAGAGGGCGUGAGAGUGAAUUUGAUAGCAGAUGCAGCAGCUUGGGUUCGCAAAUAAUAGAUGCCUGUUUUCAACCCUCUCUUCCAUGCAUAAAAGUGCAUGCUGGUCAGUUUGGACAUGGUCGGAUUCCGCAUGAAUAGGUUCAUGCUCUGGGACUGGUCAAUGAACGGAGCACGGUCUGCAGCCAUAUCUAUAAGUGCUCGUUGCUGAAUUUCCCAAACCGUUUUAUAUAUUUCCUUGAUGUCGGCAGGAAUGCUUUCGAUGGCUUGGACGGAUCCUUCCAUUCGAACAAUUUCGUUUUUCAUUUCUGGGCCCCACAGAUUCAAAUUCACGAGAUCGUCGACCAAAUACCUAUUCACAACCUGGAACUCUCCCGAUAAGACUCUUCUCGAAUACGUGUUAGAGGUGAUCGGCUCGAAACACUCUGUAAAGCCAAAUAUCUGCGAUGUGGAGGCGGUAGGCAUUAGGGCAACCAAUAAGGAGUUUCUGACACCAUUCCGAUGAAUUUUAGCUUUCAAACCUUCCCAGUCCCACAUAUCACUUGGUUUAACAUUCCAAAAAUCGUACUGCAAGAUUCCUUUUGAGAUUGGAGAUCCGGAAUAGGAAUCGUACGGUCCGUAGAUCUCGGCCAGCUCUGUUGAGGAUUCUAAAGCUGCAUGGUAGAUUGUUUCAUGUAUGAGAACGUUUAGUUUCCGGCUCUCUGGAGAGCCAAACGGCAUUCGCAGCUUGAAAAAUACAUCAGCCAGACCCUGCACACCAAUAGCAAUUGGCCUGUGUCUUUUGUUUGAAACCUCGGCUUCCGGCAAAGGAUAAGACCCCACAUCAAUCACCGUAUCCAAAUUGAGAGCGAGAGUCUUACAGACAUCAUGGAGCAAUUUGAAAUCAAACUUCCGUUCUCCAUUGACAUCGUGGACAAAAGAAGGAAGUGCCAAAGAGCCUAGAUUGCAGACUGCUGUUUCCUCAUUAGAUGAAUAUUCAACGAUUUCACAACAGAGAUUGGAUGACUUGAUGGUACCCAAAUUUUGCUGGUUAGACUUUUUAUUGCAGGCGUCUUUGUAGAGCAGGAAAGGGGUCCCUGUUUCCGUCUGAGAAACUAGUAUCGCAUGCCACAGUUUCUGGGCUUUCACUUUACGGAUAUAGCGACCCUCACGUUCAUACCUGUUGUAAAGCUUGACAAAUUCAUCUCCAUAAGUGUCACUGAGUCCAGGAGAUUGAUCCUCGGAAAAAAGGCACCACUCUUGAUCUUUCUCGACUUUCUCCAUAAACAAAUCUGGUAUCCAAAGAGCAUAAAAUAAAUCUCUAGCGCGAGUUUCUUCCUUUCCAUGGUUUUUCCUCAAGUCCAGGAACUCAAACACGUCUGCAUGCCACGGCUCUAAAUACAUGCAAAAAGCGCCUGGUCUUUUAUUUCCACCUUGAUCCACGUACUUUGCGGUGCUGUUAAAGACUUGAAUCAUAGGCACAAGUCCGUUGGAUGUACCAUUAGUUCCAGAAAUGUAAGAGCCGGCAGCUCGGAUGUUUGAAACGUGUAUGCCAAUUCCGCCAGCCGCUUUAGAAAUCAGGGCGGACUUGUGAAUCGUUCUGAAAAUGCCAUUUAUAGAGUCCCCAUCCAUUGCAAGAAGAAAACAGGAGGAUAAAUUAGGCGUUUCGGUACCGGCGUUGAACAGCGUAGGCGAAGCAUGGAUGAAGUAUUUUUCGGACAUAAGUCUGUAUGUUUCGAGAACGCGGUCUAUAUUACCUUUGUGUAUCCCAAUGGCCACUCUCAUAAACAAAUACUGAGGAGUCUCGCAAGGUCUUCCAUCCAUUUUUAGCAAAUAUGAUCUUUCCAUUGUUCUGAAACCAAGGUAAUCCAUCUCCAAGUCUCUUUCAGGUGCGAUGGCUUUAUUCAAUACAUCAGCAUGUUUGUUCACAAUAUCAUGAACAUCUGCAGCAAUGAGAGAUUUGAAAUUUCGAUACUUCGAAGGACGAUAUUGUCUCAUUCGGUUCACAUUUUCUGAAAAACUACCACAUACUUGCUUUUGCAAGUGACGAGCUAGCACUCUUGCUGCCAGGUAGGAAUGAUCGUAGUGCACAGUAGUCAGGGAAGCGCUCACUUCCGCUGUCAAGUCGAGCAGUUCUUGAACAGUGAGACGAUCGGGAAGACCACUGACGACCUUAUCAAGAAUCACAUCAAUGCUGACAAACUCGGUAUUUAGUCCUUGUGCAAGGGACAACAAGUAAUUUCGCAGUGUGUCUCUGCUAAAAACAGACUCCUUCCCACUCUUUGAGUCUUUAACGAUGGUCUUGGUGUCUGCUGUCAUAGCUUUCGACCCAUGUGCAGGAUAAAAC
Molecule: messenger RNA, 3280 nt
Organism: Ogataea polymorpha
Lineage: Eukaryota; Fungi; Ascomycota; Pichiomycetes; Pichiales; Pichiaceae
Exons: 2
Coding region: 1-765 (254 amino acids)
Biological process (GO): mitochondrion organization; lipid homeostasis
Cellular component (GO): mitochondrial outer membrane
Source: RefSeq, a predicted model, not a curated record